ACCCAGAUGAUGCCAGAGCUAUGACCGGGCCUGCAGGCGUGGCGCCGAGGGGAAAUCAGCCAUGGAGCAGCCACCGGGGGAAGCCGCUGAGGUCCGGGAAGAGGAGGAGAAAAAGGAAGUGGCAGAGGCAGAAGGAGCCCCAGAGCUCAAUGGAGGACCAGAGCGCUCGCUUCCUUCCAGCAGCUAUACAGACCUCUCCCGGAGCUCCUCGCCACCAUCACUGCUGGACCAGUUACAGAUGGGCGGUGAUGGGGCAUCGUGUGGCAGCCUCAACAUGGAGUGCCGUGUGUGCGGGGACAAGGCAUCGGGCUUCCACUACGGUGUCCAUGCGUGUGAGGGGUGCAAGGGCUUCUUCCGUCGGACGAUCCGCAUGAAGCUGGAAUAUGAGAAGUGCGAGCGGAUCUGCAAGAUCCAGAAGAAGAACCGCAACAAGUGCCAGUACUGCCGCUUCCAGAAAUGCGUGGCACUGGGCAUGUCGCAUAAUGCCAUCCGCUUUGGCCGGAUGCCAGAGGCCGAGAAGAGGAAGCUGGUGGCAGGGCUGACAGCAAACGAGGGGACUCAGCACAACCCACAGGUGGCUGACCUGAAGGCCUUCUCCAAGCAUAUCUACAACGCCUACCUGAAAAACUUCAACAUGACCAAAAAGAAGGCCCGUGGCAUCCUUACGGGCAAGGCCAGCCACACGGCGCCCUUUGUCAUCCACGACAUCGAGACGUUGUGGCAAGCAGAGAAGGGCCUGGUGUGGAAGCAGCUGGUGAACGGCCUGCCACCCUACAAGGAGAUCAGCGUGCACGUCUUCUACCGCUGCCAGUGCACCACAGUCGAGACUGUGCGUGAGCUUACGGAGUUUGCCAAGAGCAUCCCCAGCUUCAGCAACCUCUUCCUCAACGACCAGGUGACCCUUCUCAAGUAUGGUGUACACGAGGCCAUAUUCGCCAUGCUGGCCUCCAUCGUCAACAAGGACGGCUUACUGGUGGCCAAUGGCACCGGUUUUGUCACCCGUGAGUUCUUGCGAAGCCUCCGAAAACCCUUCAGUGACAUCAUCGAGCCCAAGUUUGAGUUUGCUGUCAAGUUCAAUGCCCUGGAACUUGAUGACAGUGACUUGGCUCUCUUCAUUGCAGCCAUCAUUCUCUGUGGAGACCGACCAGGCCUCAUAAACGUGCCCCAGGUGGAGGCCAUCCAGGACACCAUCCUGCGUGCCCUCGAGUUCCACCUGCAGGCCAACCACCCCUACGCCCAGUACCUCUUCCCCAAGCUGCUGCAGAAGAUGGCCGACCUGCGGCAGUUGGUCACCGAGCACGCGCAGAUGAUGCAGCGCAUCAAGAAGACCGAGACGGAGACCUCGCUGCACCCCCUGCUCCAGGAGAUCUACAAGGACAUGUACUAAGGGUGUGCGCCCGGGGCCUCCAGGGGUGAACGGACAGAGCCAGGACUUUCUGUGGAAUAACCCCCGAGCCAUGGGAUCAGUCCUGUGCGCAGACACACGGCCACUUGUUCCCUGCCUUCCCCUACCCCCACCUUUUCCAUCCGCCUCUUUCUCAGACCCUCUUUCUUUUCUCAUUUCUUUGCGCGCUCUCUCUCUCCCUUUCUAUGGGUUUCCACCUUCCUUCCUCCCUCGCCUUCUCUCACCUUCCCUCUGUGUCUCCCCAUCCCUUUGUGUGCCCCUCUUUCUCUCUGUGAGACAGUUUGUGUUACUUCACCAGCAGCAUGAAACGGGUCCUCUGCUUUCGUCCGCCUCAUCCCCUGUCCCCCAGGAGCAGGGGGGGAAUGGGCCUUCCCUCUGUAUGAACAUUUUACCUGCAAGGGUAGGGGCCUUGCUUCUGUCUUCACAGCAAAGGACUUGGGCCAGCCAAAGAAACACUAA
Molecule: messenger RNA, 1864 nt
Organism: Canis lupus familiaris (dog)
Lineage: Eukaryota; Metazoa; Chordata; Mammalia; Carnivora; Canidae
Gene: PPARD
Product: peroxisome proliferator activated receptor delta
Biological process (GO): regulation of lipid metabolic process; hormone-mediated signaling pathway; positive regulation of transcription by RNA polymerase II
Cellular component (GO): nucleus
Molecular function (GO): zinc ion binding; RNA polymerase II cis-regulatory region sequence-specific DNA binding; nuclear receptor activity
Source: RefSeq, marked validated